CUUAAUUACCUCAUGUCUCGCCAUACCCCUCACUGGGCUGAACAAUACAUUGACUUUGCACUCUGGUUGGCUGGUUCACCAUUUACUGUGGGGGUAGCUGAUGAGGAACCUUGCUAUCCCCCAGUAUCUGCCAAACCUAGUAAUUUUUCUGUCAUGUCAGGAAUCAUUCAAAUCACAUCAGAGCCCUUUCAUGUCAUGCCUGCCAAGCCAGAGCCUGUUCACGUCACGUCUGCCAAACCACAGCCUGCACUCGUCAAGUCUACUAAGCCAGAGCCCUCUCAUGCCAUGCCUGCCAAGCCAAAGCCUGCUCAAGUAAUGUCCACCAAGCCACAGCCUGCUCACGCCAUGCCUGCCGCUCCAGGACCUGCUCACGCCAUGCCUGCCGCUCCAGGGCCUGCUCACGCCAUGCCUGCCAACCCCAAGCCAGUCCACAAGAUGGCCGCUGUCCCAGAGCCAGUCCACAAGAUGGCCGCCGUCCCAGAGCCAGUCCACAAGAUGGCCACCAUCCCCAAGUCUGUUCACAAGAUGGCCGCCCCGUCUGAGUCCCCGGCCAAGAUGGCUGCCACACUCGGGCCUCAUCAGUCCAAAAUCAUCUCAUCUGAAUUUCAUCUCAUGUCUGCCACACACAAAGCAAAUCAAGUGAUGAUUGAUCCUCAGGUGUCAAGUCAGGGCUGUUCUCCAUGAGUCAAGCCAAGUCACAGCUGUUCUCCAUGAGUCAAGCCAAGUCACAGCUGUUCCCCAUGAGUCAAGCCAAGUCACAGCUGUUCACCAUGAGUCAAGUCAAGUUACAGCUGUUGUUCCUGAGUCAAGUCACGUUACAGCUGUUGUUCCCGAGUCAAGUCAAAUCACAGCUGAUCUUCCUGAGCCAAGUCAAGUCACAGCUGGUCUUCAGGAGCCAGGUCAAGACACAGCUGUUCUUCAUGAGUCAAGUCACAGCAGACCUCCCUGAGUCAAGUCAAGUCACGGCAGACCUUCCUGAAUCAAGUCAAGACCUAACGGAGCCUCUUUAUGACAUGGCUGCUAGUAUGGAGCCUCGCCAAGCCACGGCCGUCAUGCCAGAACCUUGCCAGGUCCCGUCUGACCUCCAAGGGCCUCAUCACAUCUCAGCUGAUCUCCAAGAGCCUCGUCACGUCUCAGCUGACCUCCUAGAGCCUAGUCACAUCUCAGCUGCCCCCCCAGAGCCUCGUCACGUAACAGCUGACCCCCCAGAGCCUCGUCAUGUAUCAGCUGACCCCCCCAGAGCCUUGUCACGUAUCAGCUGACAUCUCAAAGUCUUGCCAGGUCUUGUCUCAGCUCCCAAGCCACGCAGAGCCCACACUCCCAAACCACAUGCCCACAGCGUCCACACCCUCAAGACCGGCAGGCAUCCCACUAUCUACUGUGCUGCCUGUAAUGGCUGUUGCCAUUUUGAGCGUGUGGGCUACACGCUGUGCUCCAGAGGCCUCGUCUGUCCACGAGUCUGCUCCAGAGGCCUCGUCUGUCCACGAGUCUGCUCCAGAGGCCUUGUCUGUCCAAGAAUUUGCGCCAAUACCUCCUGAGGUGUCAGCAUGCUCUGUAGAACCUCCUAAGGAGGUGGCGUCCACCCAUGAACUCACUGCCACAUCUGUCCAAGAAUUUGCGCCUAUGCCUCCAGAGGUGUCAGCUCAUGCAGUAGAACCUCCAAAGGAGGCGGCAUCCACCCAUGAACUCACUGCCACGUCUAACCACGAGUCUGCGCCAAUGCCCCCGGAGGUGGCGUCUCCGGCUGCAGAACCUCCUAUGGGGCCGGCGUCCUCCUAUAAACUCUCUGCCCGCCAUGUCACAGUCAAGGAGACCUAUCAUGAACUCUCCGCCCAUCAUGUCACGGCCAAGGAGGCCAAACAUGAAUUCUCUGCCUGUCAUGUCACGGCCAAGGAGGCCAAUCAUGAGCCCGAUGCGCUGCUAUGGAUGUCAUUAGUUCCACUGUGGAUAUCUUUGCUCCUGUCUGCUCUGCUUGCUCUGUCUGCCCCGCAAUGGCUCCCUGUUAUGCCUGCUCUGCCUGCCUCGCCAUGACUCCCAGUUCUGCCUGCUCUGCCUGCCUCGCCAUGGCUCCCUGCUCUACCUGCUCUGCCUGCCCCGCCAUGGCUUCCUGCUCUGCCUGCCCCGCCAUGGCUUCCUGCUCUGCCUGCUCUACCUACCCCGCCAUGGCUGCCUGUUCUCCCUGCUCCACCAUGGCUCCAGGCUCCUCUGAAUCAAACAUGGUGGACUUCUGUUUCAGUGUUCCACUGUCUGCCAUUGCUCCACGGCCCAGGUCCUCCAAGGUUUCACUGUCUACCACUGUCCCACGGCCCAGGUCCUCCAGGGUUCCACUGUCUGCCACAGCUCCACGGCCCUGGUCCUCCAAGGUUCCACUGUCUGCCACAGCUCCACAGUCCAGGUCCUUCAGGGUUCCACUGUCUGCCACUGAUCCAUGGUCCAGGUCCUCCAGUGCUUCACUGUCUGCCACUGCUCCAUGGCCCAGGUCCUCCAGUGCUUCACUGUCUGUCCCUGCUCCACGAUC
This is a messenger RNA of Labeo rohita (rohu), 2518 nucleotides long. RefSeq names its product nematocyst expressed protein 3-like. The coding region runs from base 1219 to 2031 and encodes 270 amino acids. Lineage: Eukaryota; Metazoa; Chordata; Actinopteri; Cypriniformes; Cyprinidae. The transcript has 2 exons. The record is from RefSeq and is a predicted model, not a curated record.